This is a messenger RNA of Prunus mume (Japanese apricot), 951 nucleotides long. NCBI's taxonomy places the organism in Eukaryota, Viridiplantae, Streptophyta, Magnoliopsida, Rosales, Rosaceae. The record is from RefSeq and is a predicted model, not a curated record.
CUCUCUCAGAUUAUACGAAAGCAGAAAAACCCAUUAACAGCUCUCCAAAUUUUCAGUGAAGCUAAAUGCAAAUACCCCAAUUACCGUCACAACGGUCCAGUUUAUGCCAACAUGAUCAGCAUACUCGGAAACUCAGGCCGAAUCAAUGAGAUGAAGGAAGUAAUUAAUGAGAUGAAAAACGACUCCUGUGAAUGCAAAGAUUCAGUUUUUGUUUCUGUAAUUAAGACCUAUGCAAGAGCUGGGUUGCUGGACGAGGCAGUGUCUCUUUUCAAGAACAUUUCACAGUUCAACUGUGUGAAUUGGACGCAGUCUUUCAAUACCCUUUUGGAGAUUAUGGUGAAAGAGUCCAAGCUUGAAGCAGCUCAUCGUAUUUUCAUGGAGCAUUGUUGUGGAUGGGAAGUGAGCUCGCGGGUUCGGUCCUUGAAUUUGCUUAUGCUUGCUUUGUGCCAAAAGGGUCGUUCAGAUAUUGCACUGCAAGUUUUCCAAGAGAUGGAUUAUCAAAGUUGCAAUCCGGAUAGGGAAAGUUACCGGAUACUAAUGAGAGGGUUGUGCGAAGAUAAGAGGCUGAACGAGGCAACCCAUUUGUUGUAUUCAAUGUUUUGGAGGAUUUCUCAGAAGGGUUGUGGUGAAGAUGUUGUGAUUUACAGAACCUUGUUAGAUGCCUUGUGUGAUAAUGGGCAGGUUGAAGAUGCUGUGGAGAUUCUUGGUAAGAUAUUAAGGAAGGGGCUCAAGGCCCCUAAGCGGUUUCGCCACAAUCUUGAUCUCAGCCAUUAUGGUAAUGGUGAAGACACAGAAGGCAUUAAGCGUUUGAUCAAUGAAGCUCUGGUCAGAGGUGGGAUACCCAGUUUGGCUAGUUACAGUGCUAUGGCAAUCGAUCUCUACAAUGAAAAUAAGAUUGGUGAGGCUGACAAAGUACUGAAAGAAAUGCAAGACAGAGGCUUUAGGCCAACA